Pygocentrus nattereri (red-bellied piranha) is the source of this 4617-nucleotide messenger RNA. It is a transcript of the gene tmem121ab, whose product is annotated as transmembrane protein 121Ab. Bases 1638 to 2591 code for a protein of 317 amino acids. NCBI's taxonomy places the organism in Eukaryota, Metazoa, Chordata, Actinopteri, Characiformes, Serrasalmidae. The transcript has 4 exons. The record is from RefSeq and is a predicted model, not a curated record.
CUUCUUUAUUGAGGAAUCCGUCGCUGGCCGUCAUCGCGUGCGCAAUUUCGCAAGUUUCUGGUAAAGCUGAAGGGGGGCAGAAACACGAGGGGGGGGCACGAGGGUAGAAAGCAGGAGUCGUCGCCCUGGAGUCCUCCGUUCACAUUUCACGACAUCUAAAAUCAGCUGGAUUCAGACAGAUGUAAAAGAAGAAGAAGAGGAAGGAAAAAGCCCUCGUGGAUUUCCUCCGUGUGGAUUUUAAUAGGGAUCGUUCAGGACCCCGGAGAGCGCCAGACGCUUGCGCGGCUGCCGUUUCUUCAGCCGCUUCCCGUCGUUUCUGCACGCGCCAGAUAGACAGCUGGUGUGAGCCUGGUCCCAAGCAGCUGCAGGCAAAAACACUGACAGCUUAACAGAUGGCCGUAUCGCAUCAGCGUUCCUGCUGUGCCGUUUGAUGCUGCAACUGGACACGGUUGUCAAACACGUCCUCACAGCUGGGCUCGGGGCACCUGAAAUAGAGGAGUUGCCGUCAGAACCUGUCCGCAGACCGCCACUUCGCUUCUCAUUUAGCGUUACGGGCCAAGUCAGGCGAGGGGGGUGAGGAUGCGAGUGAAGCCCAGCGAGACAGCCUCCCCAUGUGGGUGCCAUGGAUGAACUCUGGCCCUUGAAGCUGCUGUAUCGAUGUCUGGGUGAUGAAUGGCUGCUGUACAAAGUCAAUUGUCCACUGCUGCCCUAUCCUUCACAUAGAAGUCCCUGGACUUAAUAUACAUCGACAUUCAAAGACUGCUCGGUCAUUUUUGCUGGACCUACAGCCUGAACGGUCCCGUUAUUUUUCCUGGAAACGGUCUGAUAACUCAAGCAACUGACUCAGCAGACAUCUUUCUUACACGCACAAGCUCUCGACUCCCUUCUCGUUUGACACAGCCAGCCAUUUAUAAUCUGAAAACCACACUCGAUCUGUGUGCCCACUACGGAUUUCCCCUCGCUCUCAGCAUGUACUCCGGAUGCAGGAAAAUCAUGGCAUUUUAUCCAUAAAUGCAAAGGCGUGGUUGGCUUGCAGUCUCAGUAGUCUAGCAGGAUCAAUGGAACCUCAGUGAGUAAUGAGCAGAUAGCCUCUUCCAUUCAGUGAGCCAGAGAGGAAUCACCUGCCAAAACCCAGCUUUGCCUUCCUCUCUCAGACUCCCAUUUCCAUUGCAAAACAGUUCGGCUCCAGCCUCUGCCUGAACUCAAAAUCCAUUUUGUACUGCUUCAAACUGGAAUUACUGCAUCUCUUCAAGAAACAAAGACUGCAUUGCAACACAAAAAAAUGUUAAAUGUCUUGGUCUGUUGUAAUCUAGGACUUACAUUUCCCUUACCAGAAUUACAGUAGCUACAGCAAGAAAAAAAGAAUCCAUUUGCCUCUGUCCUCUGCCUGGCAAGAAAGACAAAUGACUCUCAUAGUCAUGCUCGCUCACAAGGAUUAGACAUAUAAAAGCAGUCUCUCAAUUUACCAUAACGUAUUUCAGCCUUGUAGAAAUGGGAAACAGCUUUUGCACAAAAGGAGAGAGCCCACAGGCAAGCAAAACACAGUAAAAGGAGCUGGGGAAAGUAAUUGAAACCGGACUCCAAAGGCUAAGGCUGACGUAACAGUGACUUUGGUGCUAGAGGUGGUGGCACUAGCCAUGGUGUUGCCACCACCGGACAAACGACACGUCUGUCUUACCACUAUUGUCAUCAUGACCAGCAUGGCCUUCAUGGACGCUUACCUGGUGGAACAGAAUCAGGGCCCACGAAAGAUUGGGGUCUGCAUCAUCGUCCUAGUUGGGGACGUGUGUUUCCUCAUAGUCCUCCGCUAUGUAGCCGUCUGGGUUGGGGCCGAAGUUCGGACGGCCCGCCGCGGCUAUGCCAUGAUCCUUUGGUUCCUCUACAUCUUUGUACUGGAAAUCAAGCUCUACUUCGUCUUUCAAAAUUGCAAGGCGGACCGCAAGAGUCUUGAAACUGUGGCGCGGAAGGCUUUGACUUUGCUCCUGUCUGUUUGCGUCCCGGGACUCUACCUAGUCCUGGUGGCACUGGACAGCAUGGAAUACGUUCGGACAUUUAGGAAGAAAGAGGAUAUGAGGGGAAGGCUCUUCUGGGUGGCCCUGGACUUGCUGGACCUUCUCGACAUCCAGGCAAACCUUUGGGAACCCCAGCGAACAGGGUUACCCAUUUGGGCAGAAGGACUAAUGUUCUUCUACUGCUACAUACUUCUGCUGAUCCUUCCUUGUGUAUCACUGAGUGAGAUCAGUGUGCAAGGAGAACACGUAUCACCCCAGAAGAUGAUGCUGUACCCCAUGCUCAGCCUGGUCACCAUCAACGUGGUUACCAUCCUGAUACGUGGAGUCAACAUGGUGCUCUUUCAGGACAGCCGCGUCUCUACUAUCUUCGUCGGCAAGAACGUGGUGGCGAUAGCCACCAAGGCAUGUACCUUCCUGGAGUACCGUAAACAGUGCCGGGAAUUUCCGGCGGCACGAGAGAACACAACUGGUAUUCCCAUGGAAAUCCAGCAGAACUCGGUGGGACAUGGGCAGGCUCUACCAAACGCAACAAGCCUUCCACAUGAACCUACACCAGUGCAAGAGAUUAUUGACACAUGACCUGUAGUAAUUCGUCAAGGCUCCAUCCUGACAGUUCUACCAGUCACUAUCAGAUCUGAGGAAUGCAUGAGGGACUUGGCAUUUGCUAGUAGUGGGUUUUAACUGAAUGAUUGUGUGUUGUGGGACUUGCUUGUAUCUUUUUUGAGGAUUUACUCGUUCCAGUUUUGGACUAAUAAUAAAUGAAGGAAAGGGGGAAUAAACUAAAACUUUGAAACACAUAUACAUGAGCACCUCCUACAGACGUUGAAAAAAAACAUCAAAGAUUCAAAGAAAGACUUUUUUUUUACUGACUGAGGGUGCCAUGUUUUGCCAGAGUGAAUACAUUUAUCUCAGUAACGGCUGAGUGACAGCAGCUUGACAUGUUUCCUUUCAAGAACUUUUGGGAACAUGUUUUUUCUAAUGCUGCUUUUCCUUUCGCUGCCUACCUGACUCACCAGAAGAUAUUAGCAGCUCUCUAAAUUAGCUCCGCAGAGGUGGAUGGACUUUGGGGAGGUCUACGAUGGAAGCAGAGAGCUAGUCGUUUGUGCUGCAACAAUUCUGAAUGUCCAUUUUUGUCAGUGUGUAUGACCAAAUGUUGGAGGAAGACUCCAAAAUCAGCACUGUCUUCUCAGCUGAAUCAAAGUACUGCAGUGUAUGUUUAUGUACGCACAUACACUUGUACAUACAGGAGUGUAAGUGGGCCAGUAUGUGGAUUUAUUAAUGAGAAAAAUAUAAAAGAGGGAUUAUAGGAGAUUAUAGGAUCUUAAUCGGGGGGGCGGGGGGGUUGGACAGUUAAAACAUUAUGAUAUAUCUUGCUGUACAUUCCCUCACAAAAAGCCUUGAAGUCAGUGAAUGCACUUGCAGAUUUUAUUUGACGUAAGUAAACCAGAAAUUAUUAUUAUUAUUAUUAUUAUUAUUAUUAUUAUUAUUAUUAUUAUUAUUAUUAUAUGUGCCAGUGUGCUUUUUACAUUUAUGUUGGAGGGUGUUUAAUAAAAAAGAGCACUUAAUCCUUGUGUUUAAGUGAUUGAUAGAGUCUAAAGAUACGCAGUUCUUUCUUUAGUUGGCAGGUACUCUAUGACAAUGGUUAGUAAUUAGGCUCUAAGAGGAAAUCCACUGGAGGAUAUUGUGAAAGCAGCUGUCAUCUUGUCCUCACUUCAAAUGGCUACUGUCAAAGCAGGCUAAAUAAGGUAAACGUUGCACAUGUUUGAUUAAACCGUGGCUGGAAAAAAUAUUGUAGGGGGAAAGACAGAAAGAAAGAAAAUAGCAAACAGAAUAAAUUACCUGUAGCCACAUCAUGAGCUAACCUUUCCUAGCUUUCCAAGGGACCCAUUCAUAAAUCAUCAGGAAAUGAAUUGUGUCUCUCUCAGCAGGGUCAUCAUCAGCAGUAGCAGGAAUAUUUUAUGACAGGUGCUUUUGGGUAACUGAACUACCUAGAGCAGGGGCUGAUGCACAGACCAUAUUUAUGUGAAGUGGGUUCAGAAAAAGCAGGGAUCUAGCCUAACCUGGUGAACAUAAUUCAUUAAUGAUGAACUACAAACUGGCAGGACUAGAAAGACAAACGACUGCAAACAGCUUCUGUGUGUUACACAGCACUAUUUCAAAGCUGCAUCCAUAUUUAGGUUAUCCCAGACACUGUAGGAUGCAGUGUGAACUGUGACUAUUAGAAUUAGGUCUCCAGUUUGGACCAAACAUGUCAAAUCUCUUUGUUCUGGGUCAAGUCAAAUUAAAGCUUAUUUACUGUCUGUAGCAUUUCUUACAACAUGAUGUCUAAUAGUGUGUUAGCGCUAUGCUGUGGUGUGGGCAUGAACAUUUUUUGGCCCUUCUAGAUUAAACACAGAGAUCUGAAGCUCAUUAAUGAUAUUCAUCAUUCAUUCGUUCAUUUUUCUAAACCAUUUGCUCCAGCUAGGGUCGUGGUCGUCCCCUGCAACUUCCUUCAGCUCAUCCUGGGGGAACGCUGAGCCACUCCCAGGCCAACCUGGAGACAUAUUUCCUCCAGCGGGUCCUAGGAUGACCUUAGGGUCUAAAUUAUGCUCCAUAUAUUUUAUUU